Oikopleura dioica is the source of this 975-nucleotide messenger RNA. The record is from the annotation of a GenBank genome assembly. Lineage: Eukaryota; Metazoa; Chordata; Appendicularia; Copelata; Oikopleuridae.
AUGCUCUUUCGACUGGGUUAUCAUCUCGAGAAGAAGCAUUUACCGAGAGCGGAUUUGGAUGGAAACGUGGCGAAUUACGUUGAGACAGAGCAACUUGUGCAGUUCAACAAGAGCGUCGCGUCAUUUGUUCUCACGCGUGGCUCAAUCCCUUUCCAGUGGACACAACGGCCCAACAUCAAGUACAAGCCUAAGCCAAAACUCAACAAUCAAAACGACCAGUUGCUCAUCUACAAGCGUCACAUCGACGAGCAAGUAGUCCUCUACGGGCGCCAAGUGCUUGUCAAUCUGAUCGAUCAAAAAGGGGGCGAAAAGCUGCUAGAAUCGCAGUUCUCUGACAUUUAUCACAGAGCAGAUAAUAAGAAAGUGCGUUACGUGCAUUUUGACUUCCACAAGGAGUGUUCAAAAAUGCGCUGGCAUCGGCUUUCUAUUCUCAUGGACAAAUUAAAACAAGAUAUCGAAGAUCAUGGAUACUACUUCUCGACGAACGAGUCCACUCUUCAAAGACAGACUGGAGUGUUCCGAGUCAACUGCAUCGAUUGCUUGGACCGCACAAAUGUAGUACAGUCCAUGCUGGCAAAAGUCAUUCUUGAAGAACAGCUCUUGAAACUGGGUGUUUUCAAACAAGGAAACCUUCUUUCGUCCUUCCCGGAAUUCGAGUCCACUUAUCGAAACGUGUGGGCCGACAAUGCAGACGCCUGUAGCACGCAGUACUCCGGAACCGGAGCGCUCAAGACAGACUACACAAGAGACAGUGCUCAACUCAAAGUGCGCAUUAUUCCCAUUCUAGCGCUGGUCUCACUCUCCAUGGCUAUCAUCGGUCUUUUGCUGCCUCCAAGCGAGUCUCUACUAGAGCAAAUGCUCUUCAUUUGCUUCUGGAUUCUAACUGGGGUGGGCUCGUGCUUCUAUGUGCUCCGUCACGGGCCUUAUUACGUUAACCAGCCCCUGCUGGUGCACAAGCUUCAAAAGGAUAUAUGA